Brassica rapa (field mustard) is the source of this 8467-nucleotide messenger RNA. Its product is annotated as ELF3-like protein 2. Gene Ontology annotation, biological process: regulation of photoperiodism, flowering. Lineage: Eukaryota; Viridiplantae; Streptophyta; Magnoliopsida; Brassicales; Brassicaceae. The record is from RefSeq and is a predicted model, not a curated record.
UCAAUAUAUUUUGAAUACAUAUUAGGAAUUGAGAUCAUGUUUGGUACAAGUUCUUUUUGGAAAUUUUGAAUGUUUCGGGUUCUAUCGGGUAUCCAUUUAGGUUUGGUUUGGUUCGAAUAAUACCCGAAAUACCAUAAAACAAGAUCCAUUCGGUUUUUAUGUCAGGUUCAGAUCGGUUCAGAUUCAUUUUUAUCGGGUCGAGUUCGGUUCAGGUUUUCGGGUUUAGUUUAUUUGUCCAGCCGUAUCCGCAAACUCCCGCAACUGCUGGGCCUCAAUAUACUCGAUUCUUACUUAUACCACACGUUAACUUUUGACAAAACCACGAGACGUCGUGGCCCAAAUUGGCGCAUUCCGACCGAACACGCUUUGGUUUUCUGCUAAAACAUUUAUUUCCGGUCCGUCUAAACCGGGAACAGACACAUUCCGACCAAACACGCUUCUUCUCUCCAUUUUUGUGUCAGAUGAUUGUGAUCAGAAACAGAUAUUUCCGCUAAAAAAUAGUCCCAAAUUAGAUUCUUCUGGAGAGGAUGAAGUUUAAGUUAGCCACGAGAGAGAUUGAAAACAUGUGGCUGUGUUAUGUAAAGAGACCGAGUCACACGAACAACUCCUCCCACACGCCAUUUCUCCUACCACUCGGACCUAACAAACCAAAACCCGCCACGUUUAUCUGAAACCCGAGUUCCCGCGAGUUAGGGAUCUUUACUUGAAGGAACCAGACAUGAUCGCAGAGUCACACAUACACAUACACACACAAACCUUUAGAAGUGUUUUGUCGUCCCCCUCGUAUAGAAUCCAUUGUGGGGCGACACAAACAUAAUAUCUUCUUUUUUGCUUAUGCUCUUCUUGAUCUUCUCUCAUAAGAUUUGUUUCUUUCAGGUGGAUUUAGCUUUCCCAUCUAAUUAGUAAAGAAAUAAUACUCUUUUCGAUCUAAAGUAUUAUUUGAUCUUGACUUAUUUCAGAAGGUAACCAAUCAUUAUUGUUCUUUCUUGAGGUUACGUGUGGGGAAAGGUAUUAAUAUGGUUUGGUUAAUCGUAGGGAGAAGAAGACCAAGAAGAAGAUAAAUGGGAGGAAUGAAAGAUGAGGCGAAGAGGAUAACAAUUCCUCCAUUGUUCCCAAGGGUUCAUGUGAAUGAUACUGAACGAGGAGGCUUGUCUCAGCCAUUUGAUGGCAAAACAAUGUCUCCAUAUAAACAUUACAUUCUUCCAUCUCCGACCGACAAGAUCUCUGAUUCUCCUUCCACUCUCUCACUGUCUCUUCCUCCUCCAGCCAACAACGCUUGUCUCCAGACUGAUCGACCUGAAAUGAAUCAGUUAUCACCAACCUACAACACUUCUCCAGCAUCAAAUCUUGAAGGGAAGGUGGAUAAAAAAGGCAUGAUUUAUCCAAGUCCUAGAGGAUCAUCAGUUAAACCUAGUUCAAUAAAACAAAAUGAGUACAACCUUACCAACUUGGAUUCUCUUAAGGUUCCUGUUUUUAGACUCCCGGAGACAGAUCCAAAAGCAAACACAGAUUUGUCACUACAGUUUCAUAGUAGCUGUACCAGUAAAUCAAGAGGAGAAGCUGCUGGUUUCAAACCUCUCCUGAACAAUCUUGAUAUUCGAGAAUUACUUUUGCCACUACAAUGUUUGGAAGAUGAAAGCAAUAAUGGGUCUCUUAGUGUGAUGAAAACUCAACUGUAUAGAAGAAGAACCCCCAAAACUGUGCCUCCACGUGAGCAAGAAGCCUCAGACUGCUCUGCAAUAGACUCUUUGUCUGGUAUGAGUGCAGCUUCUAAUGAUGUUGCCAGAGUGAUAGGUGAGAAGAGAUUUUGGAAGAUGAGAGCUUAUAUGAUCAGCCAGCAGAAGAUCUUUGCCACUCAAGUCUUUGAGCUGCAUAGACUGAUAAUGGUUCAGAAAAUGGUUGCAAAGUCGCCAAACUUGGUUCUCAAAAGUAAGAUCAAUGGUGGUUCAAAGUUUAAAAGACCGAACACCGAGAAUCAAAAACCUGUAACCGAAGCCUAUCCAGAGCAUAUGAAACCAAAGAUUCCUUUACCUUUCAUAAGCAAAGAGCUCAUGACCCCAAUUUGGCAACAACAGCUACUUCCUCCACAAGGAAACCAGUGGUUAGUUCCUGUAAUGUCUCCUUCAGAAGGUCUGGUCUAUAAACCAUACGCAGGUCCAUGUCCUCCUCCUCCUUCAGCUUUCAUGGUUCCUAUUUAUGGACAAGAUUUGCCCUCCAGGCUCCCUGCUUCUACUCAGUUUAGCCACAACUGCUUCCCACCGAGGACAACAGUACUUGACCAGACAAACCCGUUUGGUCAGCUUCAAAGAUGGUCAAGCACAUCUAGCCACAUGACUCAAGCGAUUCCGUUUUCGUUAAAGAAGUCUCAGGAGUCUAAUGACAGUGAGGUACAUGGAAGUACAGCUUCAAGUCCACCAGAGAAGCAUAAAUUUGAUGUCCUUCCACUUUUUCCUACAGAGCCUACACAUCACACUGAUGAGUAUGAGCAGAAACAGCAACCAAUGUCUCGUGCAAUUAAAGCCAUUCCUCAUAACUCAACAUCUGCCUCUGAAUCUGCUGCAAGAAUUUUCCGUUCUAUUCAGGAAGAAAGGAGGGACUCAGAUCAUAUGAUUAGUUAGUUUUCUUACUUUCUCCACAUUCUUUUUAUUUAUAAUUUCUUCUUCUUAUACUUUAGAUUUUAUACUAUUUACUCUUCAUGAGAAGAUGUAAAUCAAUACUGUCACUAUACAUAAAGCAUACACACAUCUUAUACUGAAAUUGUAUUGACAAACAGCAAAUAAAUGAUAGAUUCUUUUGUUCUAUUAAUAACAUUCCAAUUUUGAAGGGUUAUGGAAAUGCCAGAACAAUAAAACAAGAAGACUAUAACUCUGGAAUUGACUUAAAUUUCAGUGAACUAGUAAAAAAGUCACAUUAGUUGGGCCAGACAAAAUGUCUUUAGUAGAUAAAGAUGUUAUCAUAAAGGGAAAAAGAAUAUCGGAUUUUGAGGUAGUAUAAAUACGAGUUUAAGGGGUUGUAUAUUUUUCAUUCUCACAAUUAGUAUACAAAUCCUAAAACGAGUAUUUGCCUCAAUCAUGUCUUCUCUCUUAGUUUUUUUGCUUUCUUCUGUGGGUAAUUUGUGUUUGUUCACAACAAGGCUAUGAUGCUUAGAGACUAAACAAUACCAGUCCUCUGUCCAUAUAUAUAUAUCAAUGUAGAAGGAGACAACAAUGAUCAGUUGUGUCCAUGCAAAAACAAAGCUACACUCAAAAUAAAAAAAACAUUUCAAAAUAAAAACCAAUAACCAAAAUAGCACAUCAUUUAGAAACCAAGAACCAUUGAGGAAUGUUCUCUGAAACUCUCAUCUUUGUUUGGUAUCUACUUUUGGAAACAGAGAGCUUUUAUUUUUGUCAUUUGUAAAUUUGAUUUGACCACCAAAGGUGAACAAGUUCAGUACACACCAUCAUCCCAUCAAAACAAAGAUAGAAUGAUCAAACAAAAGGGACCUAAGCCAAGGCCAUGAGAUACAUAAGCCGGAUAGAAACAGGAGCUAUAAGCCGGAUAGAAACCGGAGCCAUAAACUUUGAACACAACUUUCACCUAGAAUCAUCUCCACCACUAUCACAUUAUCAACGCCACCAUGAAGCUAGCACAAAUGCCCACCUUCAUCAACACCCAAAGAAGCUGGAAGCUAGCAUAAAGCUGGAGAGAUACCUUAAGACGAGAACCCAUCUUCAACAAAACCACUCGUUACUUGGCUGAAACCACAAGACGAGAACUAAUACCCCUGAACUUGCAGAGAAGUCCCUCCUUGCUCAAACCAGAACCUUUCCAAGAGAGACACACCACGUCACGAAGAAACGCUUGAAACAACAAAGAUAUACCCAUCGAAGAUAAAGAUGGAGCGACAGGAAUCUGAAGACACCACACAUGUGACUAGAACAAGACUCCAAGACCGACGGAGAAGGGAUUGAACUCUAACCAGAAGACACGAAGGAAACACCGAAUCAACGAGACCGGCCUUAAACCAAUACCUGUCGCUACUACAGAUAAUCCGAGAAGCAAGCACUCGUACAAAAUUUACCAACACAUAGACCCAACUAAACAGAAGCCUAACGAAUCAAAGAGGAAGGUCUGCAAAGCUAGAACGUCGGGAACAGAGCGAUUCAGGUGAAAGAAAAAAAGGAUAAGCUAGAGCACAGAAACCUUACGACAAACUGAAAGGGAAGGAAGGAAACAGAGAGCUUAUAUGCAAGAGAAGUCGGAGAAAGAACAUAAUAAAGCAUUAAAAAAACUUUAAAGACAUAUGGUAUAUUUGGUAUGUGGUGGUCUUUCUUUGUAACUGAUGGUCUCAGUUAGAGAGACUACCUUUUAUUACAAAACAAAACCUUUUAUUAAACAAUUAUGUAAACUAAGCAUAAUGCAGUAAAUAGAUUCUCACUGUUUUCCAGUGAAAUGCUUGAUGAGAUUUUCUUUUCUUUUUAAUUAUUUAGUUUGGUGUGGUUUCUGUGUUAUUUAUUAGAAUUUGUUUUCUAAGAAAAUAUGUUAUCAAGUUAGAAAAUUUAAAAGUUCAUUCCAAUUUUCAGAGCUGAUAAUUGAGCUCCCGAUUGUCUUGUCCCCGCUUCAAGAAUUCUGAAUAAAUAUUCCAAAGAUGAUAUCUGUAAUCAACAGGUCCAAAGACCAUCAACUCAAAUAAGCCUUAAAAUCUACGAGAGGUCUCCCCUAGGUUACAACUCACACAAAAUUGGGACUAUGAAUCAUUUCUAAUUUCACAUGAAAGAAAAUGAAGAAAAAAAAGAAGCUAAUCCUUUAACAAGAAGAUGAUUUGCCUAAAAUGGAGCAAAUAUCUAUAAUCAUUUCCUCUUUUCACCUCUGAGCAUGAGGUCCAUCUUUACUAAAGAGUUUGCAUCAAUCUUUUCCGUCAGAUGAUGCAUAGUUUUUCAUUCUUUGUUUCAGUUGCUGCAAGAGGUAAAUCAACAUGCAUUGUUAUUACAAAACAUCCAAAGCAAAAAUGCAGAGGAAGUUGAACGCAUAAACUAUUGUUUUAGGGGGAUCUUUGUUGUAACUCACCUUCAAUUCUUCAUGGAGAACAACAAAUACCUUCUUAAAACGUUUUUGCCUCUGCAGAUUAACAUAUAUAUAGGAAAGUCAUCAUCAAGUAUAAUGAGCAAUUCUAAUGAUAACUGGCAUAAUUGGAUAAAAUGCACAUAAGCUGGGGAGAUUCCUUCCAAAUAAUAGAUCGUCACUUCUUCUUACUCUCUUAUUUCUAUAAAAUUCAAUCGAGGGGCCAAGUGGAGCUAUUAUUCCUUCACUUAAACACAUUGCAUACUGCGAUAAAUUUCAGAUCUUCAUGUCUUUCAUUAUUAUCCGAAUCGUACACGCAAGCAAGCAAUUUUAUAAUUCAUCAUCCUCUUCAAAUGAUAAGCAUGUCUCCAAAUUUCACUUCAGAUCUCAAUCGUACAUGCAAGCAAGCAAUUUUAUAAUUCAUCAUCCUCUUCAAAUGAUAAGCAUGUCUCCAAACUAGGACAACACGAGUAAUCUGAGAUUUAUGAGAAAAGAGUUCAUAAAGCUACAUGUAGAUAUCUAAUAUCUUGUGAAUGGAGCAGUAACUAUCGUAUUUAUCCAAAUAUUCCUGCAUAUAGGCUUUAUACCUGAAAUAGAAAGCCACUGUCACUCUAAUUGAAGCAUAGAUACUAAGCAAUCAGUUUUCCAGGCAUUAAAGUGUUGCACUUGUUAUAGUGUGUAGGCAUGUAUGUGAAAGGCAUGUUCACCUAUUUGAUUAGCCUCUGGUUAUCAUUUCUGCACUACUUGGUUCCCUUCAGUCCUUUUUUAUAGGCUUUAUGACCAACAUGUUCCAGAGAGAACUUUGAACUUACUGCUACUUCUAAACUGUUACUAGACUGUUCAGUUUGUGAGAUUCUUCUGGAAAAGAGAGAGUAAUCAGAAAGCCAAAAUUUUCACAGGCAACCAACAAGGAGGUAUAUUCACCUAAAGAACCCCUUCUGAAUAUCUUUCUCGUCUAGUUUGGAAUGCGCUGUAAUAGUUCUAUAUAUGUUGGAGUCAAAAGUUUCCUUGUGAGUCACUGACCUAGAGAAUUUUGUAAAAUAAUAGAGAGAAGGCUACUUGCAAAUAAAUCCCUAAUCAAUGAAAGUGUAAUCACGAGUAUGUGUGUUGUUACUCUUUAGCUAGCGGAAUCUCUGAUGAUUGUUAUCAUUUCCAAACAAGUAAAGCACUUUUGCCUAUAUAGGUGCUUCGUCUAACAUGACCGGAAUCUAUGAUCUGAUCUCAGUGUUGACAACCAAAGGCAGAAGCGCAGACUCUAGGCAUUAGGUUGCAUGGGUCAAGCAAGAGAGUGGUCUUUCCAUUAUAACAAUUAACACAUAUAUACACACAAAAUUACUAUAUGUCAACGCUCACAUACUUUUUUUUUUGAAAAAGGCUUACAAACGCUCACAUACUUGUUUUUGUCAACCUUAAAACACCUCUAACACAUGUUUAACAGGUAAGUGGGGUCAAUACGACGACGAUGAUAACACGACUACACGAGCUUUCAACGCGAAGAGCAUAUCACUAAACUUUCUCUAGGAAGUGAUUGGCAUAUGGCAUACAUCAUUAGGUACAAGGCUAGUCUCGUCUCCAUGUAGGUACAACCACAAAGCUAAGUAAGUUGAGAGAGUUGAAUCCUAAAGAGUCUCUUGAAUCCCUUGUAAUAUCUUUGAGUGUUCUUAAUAAAAUAAAGAUCCCCCUUAUGUUAGAGGGAUCUUUAUGUAAUCUCUUCUCUUUUCUUGAUUUCACUCUCUCUUUACCUAAUUUUUCAUUCCUGGAAACGUUCACAUUAUUGUUUUGUUAUCAUUUAGAAUGUUAAUAGACAAGAAAACUAAAAACCGUGUAUGUGUUGUGUUUUUCAAGGUUUUCUUCAGAGGUCCCAAAUAGCGUGAAUCCAUUAAUAAAAUAUCUUAUAUUUAAAGAGAUAACCAUAAUAAUAAGAAUAAAUUGGACUGAUAGUGAUGUACUCACAUGUAGAACAGUGAGAGGAAUAGCAGUUGUUCCACUUGUAGUAAUUUAUCAGUACAAUAAAUAUUCGAAUUGAUAUCUGUUUUGUGAGUCAAUCACGGAUCAAGGUCAACAAAGAACGAUUAUACAUACAUAUGCAAAAAUCAACGUUAUUAUGUUAUUAUAUUUUGUUUUUACUUUUCAAUACAAAGAAAAAGAACAUGUUAAUUCCAAUGUAAAUACUAAAUACUAUAAUUACUACCCAAAGAAAACUAAGUACCUUUGUAAUUUUCUCAUUGACAAUUUAAGAGAUCAACCAAAACUUUCAAAACAACUAUAUUAAAAAAAACAUGAGUUGAGAAACACAGUCCCCACAAGACAUGUGAAAUUGGUUAUGUAAUAAGAGUGGACCAUUACCAAAACAAGUCAUAAGCUAUGAGACGGUGAGGCCAUCACAAGAGGAAUUUCAAUUUCAGAGAUGAUAGCUGAACACAUUUAGUUAAACAUUGUCAGUUCAACUUUAAACCAAUUUAGUUCUUGAUUAUAAAUCUUUUGCCCUAUUUAUUUUUAAGAAGUGGACCAUUAUUAAAAAUUUGGUAUCUUAGCACUAUCUAUUGGAUCUCUCAUAUAUCUAUCAAUCUUCCUAUUUCCAAAAACAAAUUUAUUGAACCAUGUCAGUAACAUUUUCAGAAAUUAGGCAUAUGAUCACAAUGAUACGUAUGCAUUAAACCAAUAGAGAAGAUGUUACGUGUAAAUCAACCAAUAUGAUAAGAAAACAUGAUUUAUGAAAAAUGUAAUAUAGAAGGUUAUCACUAUAUUUACUCGGAUGUACGAACAAUAAUACUCAUGCAUACACUUUUUUGUUAUCACUGAAAAUCUCUAGGUUUAUGUCAUAAUCUCAAAGCUUGGAAUCAGUUUUUAAAUUUUCUAAUUUAGAAAAUAAUCAAAGAUUGUUAAAACUUCAAACACAGAAAAAAAAUUCUCGCAUUAUUACUAAACUACCAACAUUUUAGUCACUCAUGCAUACAAUUUAAACCAUGAUUAAUUGUUUGUCAAAAACCCAUCUUCGUAGCGAUUCGAAAUUACUCAAAUUCAAAUCCAUCGUGUUCCAUCAGUAAGGAACACAUCUUAUUUUGUGGAUCAUCAUUUUUAUCUAUGAUCUAUAAGAGUAUUGUAUGUUUCUCUCUGAUAAUACCAUCUCAAACCAUCCCCAUCUCUAUCAAACUUUGUAGGAUCAUCAAAACAAACUUCACCCCAUUAUAUUUAAAAUGUGACGCAUGUUAUAUCAAUCCGUUGAAAAUUAAAACCAUAGCAUAAUAGCCAUUAUCUACGACACAUUCGUCAAAGACCAUAACACUCACCACUCCUUAUGAAUGUAGUUGACGUGUUAAACGACUUUGAUGAUUAGAAAAAAUGUUGUAGUAGGUAACAAAAUUAACGAUGAUAAGUCUUAAAGACCAAUAAAUACAAAAUAGCAUGAGUACUUAAGUAAAAAAAA